Molecule: messenger RNA, 4559 nt
Organism: Aspergillus steynii IBT 23096
Lineage: Eukaryota; Fungi; Ascomycota; Eurotiomycetes; Eurotiales; Aspergillaceae
Product: chromatin-binding protein RAD9
Exons: 2
Coding region: 1-4290 (1429 amino acids)
Biological process (GO): positive regulation of transcription by RNA polymerase II; DNA damage checkpoint signaling
Cellular component (GO): nucleus
Molecular function (GO): histone binding
Source: RefSeq, a predicted model, not a curated record
AUGGAGACCCAACAGGACAGUCUCGACAUCGGAUAUCUGCAACGCGUCGCGCUGGGGCAACAGCUCGAACCUAUCGAGGUUUCUCUCUCUGAUACGUGUGACCGUCAAUCUCCACGAAAUCCCGCCGAUUCUGUGUCGCUCACGGCGCCAGAAAACCCUCGGAAAUCGCCGUCGCCGCAUCGGUCCCCGUCCUCCCUACACUCGCCCACGGGAAAACGACAGCAUGAUACAGAAGCAUUGAAGAGUGACAACCGACAACCUUCUGUUACAGGCAACCGGAAUCGAGUUCCCCUGCAGCGGUCCGUGAAAAUGGGUUCCGCGGAGACGGUGCCCUCCGACACCCAGGUCAUCUCUCAGUCGGUGUAUGACGAUCUCAUCCGACAGAACCAGGAGGCUGCCGCGAAUAAUGAAACGGAUAAUAGCUUGGCUGAUCGGGCAACGUUAGCAACCAUGUAUGAGGGUGAUAGUGGCCACAUCGAUCUGCUGGCGGGGUUUGAUCACAUCCACACCGACGCCGCCAAUGCCGACGACAACGAGGACCAGAGCAGCUUCAAGCUAGGCGAAUCAUCUCCCAUGCAUUAUCAGCCGAGUUUCUUCCCGGAGUCCCAGCGCUUUGUGGUCAAGACUCCCGCAACGGUGGUGAAGCACAGCCAGACCGAAGGCUUGAAUACAGGGUCUCCCACCGUCUCCCGCAAUCCACUUGCCUCGGACGUUGGCUCAAGCGGGGGCAUCAUGGCUUUGAGCCAGGUUUUCAGAGCGACGCAGGCACCAUCAUCUCCCCUGAUCCGUGGUCAGCAUUCUGAUCCCAUGUCUGAUCGGCCUUCUCCCAAUCUUCCAAUCCAGGGUCACCCACUUGCUACGACGCUGUCCUCCCCGCUGAACCACAUCGCAGCGACUUUUCCGCGAGAUUCGUCCGAACCAAAUCUGAACUAUGUCACCAUGAAGGAAUCUCAAGCAGAACGUGAUAGGAUAUUACAGGAGAGACUGACGCGCUCUGCAGAGCAUGUCUAUUCGGAGGAUCAUAGCGAUGUCGAAUUUGAUAAAGAGCCGAGUUUCGUCGAACGUAUGGCACGCAAGCGAACUAUUGACCAGGAGGCCGCCGCUCAAUUUGCUGGUCUUACGACCCCCGCAAAGCCUCCAAGCCAUCGAAGCAGGACAAGUGACAAGGCAUCCGAGGAUCCUGAGCCUCAUACUCAGGAGGGUGGGCAGCAGACACACAUUAGCGCGCUGCCAACCGACGAGGCUAGUGAGGAAGAAACGGAACAUGAGCAGGAGUCCCAUCAGCCAGUGCCCAAGUCGCAAGAGCUGAAUCCUUCGACCGAGGAAGACAAAGAAAAUUACGACGAUCCUGUAACGACUCCGCGUGGUGCUGCUACCAAUGCACAUGAUCGCCUUUCUCAGGUACUGUCUUUGGAUGGAAGUACGUCUCCGAGCCCAAAGAAACCAACCGGCGCGCCUGCAGACUCUCAGCGGCUAUCUCAGAUCGAAGUUCAGGGCGAAGCACUGGAGGGCAUCAGCAGAUCUUCGCAAAUCAUAGUGGUCGCGGAUUCUCAGCAAUCUCCCAAGUAUGAUCAGGAUGAAAACGCUGGCAAUACUAAUCUGGAACCGUGGGAUCAGUAUGCUGCUCAACAUCCUGGCCCGCAUGUACAAUCGUCUUAUGAUCUCGAGAAGACGACAAGCUCACCUCAAAAGCCUAUCCGCAUACAAUCUUCUCCUCCGUCGGCGUCUCAGCGAAGCCGGGUUUCAUUUCAGCUGGACAAUCGUGUGCAACCUCGGGGGAGGUCUGAUUCGGUCAGCUCUCGCGAGUCAUCGGGCCACCCUGCAAGGCACCAAUCGGUUCCAGAUGAUAUCGCAAUGCAGGCCGGCCAUCCGAUGGAGCCAAAUUUGCCUCACGGGGUUGAAAAUACCUCGCGUCCCGACCGUCUAGAGAAAUCGUCAUCAAUGCCCUCUCGUGUCGCCGAAACACCACUCCACCGCUCAAGGAGCUUUGGAGAUGAGAUUCCUGCCACAGAUGCCCCGGAAACAAGUCCUAACCGAUUCCAGAAUGAUUUGAUGGAUCAAGAAGAUGAUGACCUACCCCCCAUCCACUCGACCGUGCACGAGAGAAUCUCCCAUUCUCAGCCCUUAAAUCAAGAUAGCUCAUCUCCCGUGAAAAAUCUACUUAAUUCUAAGAUUCUAUCUAGUCCAAGUGGGAGACAGCGCAGGGCUUUGACCGAAAUCGCGGCCGACGUUUCACCUCGGAUUGGACCAGGUGCCUUUGACAUCGACAUCAAUCUACUUUCUGCCGAGGAUCAAGAAUUCAGGUCUGCGGUUGAAAUGUCCCCAGUACUGCCGCGAAAGAAACGACGCGGAAAUGUCGGAAGAAAUAUCUACGCCUCGGACUCCUUGGUACCGGUGACACCUGGGCCGACUUCUUAUUUUAUGCACACCAAAGGACAUGAAAGGACCGAAACGGAAGAUCAUCCGCAGCCGAAAGAGCCACAAGUGGCACCGGAGACUGUAUUCGUGAAGCGAUCGAGACCAUCCCGGCGCAUGGACACUGUUUGGGACAUAGACGACACUCCUCAUUUCUACCCGCCACGAACUGAACGCUCUAGGAUGCUCGCCCGAUCUCUAGAAAAGAAACCACAGCAGUCCCAUGAACCAAAGCAGAGGACUGACGAUCAACCCGCUGUUCACCGCGACCACCAAAGCACCAGCCCUGACCCCUUGGCGCAACCUCAUACAACACCCUCGAGGAAAGCCGCACAUAAAAGACCAGACAAUGACGUUGCAAGUGAGCCGAUACGAAUGGAAUUACCACCUGCUGAAAACGUCCAAGUUGCUGUCAACCAGGUGUUUGCUCCUUGGAGUGGAUCAAAACGAGCCUACUAUCCCGCGACUUGCUUUGGUAAACCAUUUGGGACCUCAAGUACCAGGUACCUCGUGAAAUUUGAAGAUGCUGCCCCCAUUGAAGUGCCUAUGAGCGCUGUCAAGACCCUGGAAUUGAGGGUUGGCGAUGCCGUUAAAGUGGACAUACCCAAUGUCCCAAAGGUCACUCACAUUAUCCGGGGUCUUACCGACAAGCUCAGCGCGGAUGAACUUUCCAAGGAAGCCAACAAUGGGAUGGUGCCGGUGACUGAUAUUUAUGGGCAUUCGGCUGCUAUCUUGGGACCGAAGCAGCGGAAGAGUCUCCCCAGUGGAGGACUAACGGGGCCUGAAGGCGUUGUCAAAGUUCCCAUCUCUCGGAUCUAUCUGGACACAAUUCUUUGGAAUCAACUCAAAAACCGCGCAUUUUCCUACAGCUCUGUUCCAAUCCAGCCUGAUAACAGACUCCAGACACCUUCUGAGAGGCACUCAACUCCGACGUCGCCGAGUACUCGGUUAUCUCGCAGCAUCCGUUUUUCUAGCGGAGUAUUUUCUGGGAUGGUAUUUGCUGUGUCUUAUGGCGAUAACAAUGAUAAGAAAUCCCGCAUCACUCAGAUGAUCCUUGAUAACGAUGGGCGCAUCUUACAUGAUGGCUUCAAUGAGCUCUUUGACCUGCCCACGAACGCCCCACUUGCCACGCCUUCAAAAUCCCCAGCGUCAGGCACAAAUGAGAAUGGAAGACACUUGCGCCUAACGCGCGGUGCCGAGGAUGUCGGAUUUGCGUGUCUGAUAGCUGACAGACAUUCCCGCCGCCCAAAGUACAUGCAAGCAUUGGCUCUGAACUUGCCAUGUCUCUCGGGCCGCUGGAUAGAAGACUGUGUGGCCCAGGGCCGGGUUGUGGACUGGGAAUUGUACCUGCUUCCAGCCGGUGAAUCAUCUUAUCUGAACGGGGCCACCAAAUCACGAAUGCUUGCGCCUUAUCCGGCGUCGGAGGCUCGACUUCCCGACGUGAUCUCUGCACGGCCCAAUCUCCUGGCCGGGCAGUCGGUUCUUAUUGUCAUGGGCCGCGGAAAAGCGGACGAAGAACGAAGGAAAGCGUAUUUAUUCCUGACCUAUGCCUUGGGUGCUUCCCGGGUUGAGCGAGUUCCAGAUGUCAAGUCCGCCCGCGCCGUUCUCGACCAACAAGGAGAUGUCCAGAACAAGUGUGAAUGGGACUGGAUCUAUGUCGACAACGAUGAAAAGGCGUCGGCGAUUGCGACGAUCCUUGGGGCCUCUCUGUCUGGUUCGCAGAAAGCCCAGUCGACACAGAAAUCCAAGAAACGCAAGAGAGUGGAGCUUACAGAGUCGAUCAGUAGCAACGAUCUCGGCUCGAACACCAACGUCAAGAUAGUCGGUAAUGAGUUCGUCUGUCAGAGCCUGAUUCUGGGCAAGUUGUUUGAUUAAGAGUUGGAUCCAAUCUCUUUACUGAGACGGGAGGAGAGAUACUCUUCCGUAUCUCCUUUUUUUCUUUUAUUUUCUUUUCUUUUCCUCUUUCAAUCCUGCGGUUAGCAAUGGUUCAUGUUAUCAUAUUGUUGUGAUCAACGGUGUAUGUGUAUGGAAGGGCAAGGGAUUUCUUAAUAUCGGGGUCGAAGGCGUGAUUUGGAACAGAUACCCUAUGACUUGAUUAAUUUUCCGGGUUCGGUCAUUAAAAUGAAAUAAAAAUCAAGAUUUAC